Molecule: messenger RNA, 1289 nt
Organism: Humulus lupulus (European hop)
Lineage: Eukaryota; Viridiplantae; Streptophyta; Magnoliopsida; Rosales; Cannabaceae
Product: protein ARV 2-like
Exons: 9
Coding region: 421-1116 (231 amino acids)
Biological process (GO): intracellular sterol transport; regulation of plasma membrane sterol distribution; sphingolipid metabolic process
Cellular component (GO): cortical endoplasmic reticulum; Golgi apparatus
Source: RefSeq, a predicted model, not a curated record
UAACAUUCUCCUCUUUAAGUAAAAAAUAAAAAUUGAAAGGAAUAAAAAAAUAAGGUCAUGUGUAAUUUUCACAUGAAUAAAUGUCUAAUGAAAGCAGAGCAACAUCGGCCCAAUUCUUAAAAAUGAUGUGGGCUUAUAGUGCUACUGUGCAAAGUCAUAGCCCAACUUUUGUCAAGGCCUUCUCCGCCGACGGGUUCUGUAAUCUGUUUCCUUCCAAUUUCAGAUUUUCAGAGGUUUGAUACCGCCGAUCAUGUCUUCCACUCCGGCCUAUUGAUAAACAUAUUACCCACUCACCAUCAAAUUUUUUGACGUUUUGACGACAAUGGUGCUAAUUGUAGUCAAUUCUGAACUGUAAAGGUGUAUUUGUGUGUAUCGUAGGAAGAAUAAAACGACGACUUUUCUUUGAGAAAAUAGAAUUAUAUGACAGAGGGAGGAAUGAAGUACAGAUGUAUCGAGUGCGGGAAUGGAAUGAAAUCCCUCUUCGUUCAAUACUUGCCCGGCAAUAUCAGACUCAUGAAAUGCGAGAACUGUAAAGCAGUUGGGGAUGAGUACAUUGAAUGCGAAAUCAUGAUAGUUGUUAUUGAUUUGAUUCUUCACAAGCCCAAAGCUUAUAGACAUUUACUCUAUAAUGUGCUAGACCCACAAGCUCUCAAUUUGCAGGGUUUGCUGUGGAAAUGCAGUUUUGGAUUUCUUCUAUUGGAUGCUUAUAGGAGUUUGUUAAUAUGUAGAAGCAAAGAAGAAUGGGGUUUGUCCACAAGCAUUGAUUAUUUCAUUUGGACAAGUCAAAAGAUAUUGCUUGAUGUAUUUCUUGGAAACCUCGGGUUUUUUUCUACCUUUGUACUUGCCAUGAGGAUUUUUUUGGGUACAUGGUUUAAUUCCCUCAGGUACAAAGACAUUUUGCUUGCAAUCCUCAUCUCAAGUUACUUCAAGUUGUGUCUCUUUGCUAUGAUGGUCUGGGAAUUUCCAUCUUCUGUGGUUUUUAUCAUUGAUUUGUAUGUCUUCUCGUCCAACACCGUAGCACUAAAAGUGAUCUCGAAGUCACCCACAAGUAGAUGUAUAUUGACCUGUUUCAGUGCACAUUUGAUGAAGUUUUUGGUCACACAAAGCUGGAGUUGAAAACUUAAUGAUUUAAGGCAUUUGAUGUGAUUUUCUAUUUUCUUGUCGAAACUUCAAUUGUCAAUAUUAAUUGCUUUGUGCCUAUGACCUAUGACACAUACGGCAGUGGAGAAGUGAGUAAAAUGGUGUACAAUUAUGCCUUUUAACGUACAAUCAAUCACGGUUCAGGGUUA